Molecule: messenger RNA, 1087 nt
Organism: Amphimedon queenslandica
Lineage: Eukaryota; Metazoa; Porifera; Demospongiae; Haplosclerida; Niphatidae
Exons: 3
Coding region: 431-1087 (218 amino acids)
Source: RefSeq, a predicted model, not a curated record
UAAAAGAUCAACUUCAGAUGAUGUUGGAGCUGAUGCUGCCCCACACACUUGGAGACAUUUUAAACGUGCACCUAAAGAAGUGAUAAUCAUUGGAUCAUUUGGGAAUCAUGAACAAUGGAAGCUACCUGGAACAAUUGUAUCACCAAAGUCAAUUCCUGUUGGUCUAGAAGGAUCGUAUGAAGAUUGGAUUGCAGAGGAGGUUAAAAGCAUAGUUGAAAUUUAUUUAAAAAAUCCAAAAAGAUAUGAAUUGAAAGACAUUCCAGAAAAGGAAAAGUCAAGACAGUUUUAUCUUGAUAAAAUUAAAUCAUUAUUUGAAAACUGUAAGAAGGAUGAAGCGGUCAUAUAUUAUACUGGUCAUGGAGAGAAGGACACUGGUAACUGGUGCUUUAAAGAUGGAGUGAUAUCAUUCAAUGACAUCUUUGAAUUAUACAUGAUGCAUUUCAGGGGUAAGUCUCUACAGAUAGUGUCUGAUUGCAGCUAUUCUGGAAAAUGGAUACACAACUGUGGCAAAAAACUAGAUGAAUAUGGAAUACUGUCUUGUGGACAUAAAACCAGUGAACAAAGGAUACUAUUCCAGAUUUUCACAUCAUGUCAACCUCAUGAAGAAGCUGGACUACUCACAUACAGCAGAAAAGGAAUGAAAUACAGCAAAGAAGAUAAAGGUGUUGUUAUAUAUUAUGAUGAAGAAAUAAAAAUGGAACCAGCCCAAAAAGGACAAAACCCAAUGCUGGUUGACUUCAGACACAUCCACUGCUACAAGAUGCCUGAAGAUCAGUGUGAAUUGGACUCUACUUGCACUUGGGAGGAUCAUCUUAGCAAGAAAAGAGAUCGAAUUGUAUUCCUGGUUGACAAUAAACAUGACAAGUUUCCCAGUUGGUAUUAUUUGCUAAUUUCUGAAGACACUUUUGAUGAAUUCAAAGGUAAGCAGGAUAAGGGAGGCAUUGGGGUUGAAGAAGCAACAAAAUAUGGCAAAGUCUUAUACUCUGGACCAGGACAGAAUCCUCCAAGUGAUGUAAAGAAAAAGCUUAACCUGAGAUUUGAUAUGAAUACUUACGCUUCAUACAAAUUUUUGCUGAUUUUUAUAUAA